This is a messenger RNA of Penicillium waksmanii, 828 nucleotides long. RefSeq lists its product as uncharacterized. The coding region runs from base 1 to 828 and encodes 275 amino acids. The record is from RefSeq and is a predicted model, not a curated record. The transcript has a single exon. Lineage: Eukaryota; Fungi; Ascomycota; Eurotiomycetes; Eurotiales; Aspergillaceae.
AUGCUUGAGAAGGAAUCCUCGAGUUUUGUUGUUGACUUGCCUGACGAUGACCCAGAGUGCAUUGAGCGCGUUCUCGCUUUUCUUUACAUCCAAGACUACAGUGAAGCCGGCCACACCAUGGCUCUCAAUGCUGAAGCAGCUUCGGACACAGGAGGUUCGUCUAAACGGAAGUCAACUUCGCCGCCUGAUGCGCCACGCAAGCGGAACUCAGCCUUGUCUGAUACAGAUGGUCUGACGGAUACCCCGGGCACUGUGGCGGAUGAAAGCAGCUCGAGCCUACCUGUGAAUCUGCCUGCGAACUAUCCAUCUACAAGUGCCAAGCUCGAAGGCAACCCGCUUGAGAAGAUCUCACUUGAGGAUGGGGUCAUAUUCAACAAUACCGACGUUUACAUUGCGGCUGAUAAAUUCGGAAUCGACACAUUGUAUGCUCUGGCAGCAUCACGGAUCUGCGCAUGGCUGAGUGAAAAUAUCACAUCCGAAGGCUUUCUCGAUGCAGCGCAAAAAGUCAUGAGUUCGACUCCUCCGUAUGAUCCAACAAUUGCAGAUCAUCUUACCCAACUGAUAACCGAAAAUAUGUCCUUUUUCAAGAAGAACGAAGAGUUCUUUCCAUUCCUUGAUGAGUUUGGAAGACUGGGCUCAAUGAUCACCGCGAGGAUGCUCAAUAUCAACCAGAAGUUGGUUGCUUGCCUUAGUUUAUGGAAUUCUGCGAAGGUGAGACUCGAGCAGGGAGGAUAUUGCAUCAAAUGCCGCAAUUGGCUUAACGGGAUCAUUGAUUUCCAUGACGAUCUGAUCGUGGUGAAAUGUCGAUCUUGCCAAGCUAUCAAUUAA